AUGACGAUAGUGACUGAAGAAACAACACCAGAUAAUGUGGAAGCUCAAAGUGGAUCGAGACAUGGAAACCAUGGACAGAAUUCGACUAAUUCGAUGUUCAAUUCGUUUGAUCCGCUGUAUUUACAGUCUUCAGAUGUUCCUGGAGUAAACCUAGCUCAAUACCUCUUAACUGGAAUGGAAAAUUAUACUCUCUGGAGUAAAUCAAUGAGGAUUGCACUGUUAGGUAAAAACAAAAUUGGAUUUGUUGAGGGAACAUGUGUGAAGGAAAGCUAUGAAGGCCAAAUGGCGGAUCAAUGGGAGCGUGUUAACGCUGUUGUGCUAUCUUGGAUAAUGAGCUCAGUGUCUAAAGAUCUGGUGAAUGGAAUUGUGUAUUCAUCAAAUUCACAUAGAGUUUGGAUGGAUCUCAAGGUACGUUUUGACAAAAUAAAUGCUACAAAGGUCUGUCGUGUACACAGAGGAAUUGCAACUCUAGUUCAAGGUACAUCUACUGUUUCUGUUUACUUCUCGAAGUUAAGUGAGUUAUGGAAGGAAUAUGAGUCACUUGUACCACCUCCUACUUGUAAUUAUGAUAAAUCAAAGGGAUUCAUAGAACACCUAGAGCAACAUAAGCUAAUGUAG
Lycium barbarum (goji berry) is the source of this 618-nucleotide messenger RNA. RefSeq lists its product as uncharacterized. The transcript has a single exon. The record is from RefSeq and is a predicted model, not a curated record. Lineage: Eukaryota; Viridiplantae; Streptophyta; Magnoliopsida; Solanales; Solanaceae. Bases 1 to 618 code for a protein of 205 amino acids.